AUGAAUCAGGGUGAUGGAAAAAAGAGUUACGCCCAGAAUUCAAGUCAUCAGAUGGCGGUGAUGCGUAAGACACUACCUAUUGUUAAGGAUAUCAUCAAGGAGAUGUUCAUCAAUCACUUAACACUAUUUGAAAUGUUAGAGAAUUUUAGUAUUGCGGAUCUUGGAUGUGCUUCGGGGCCCAACACACUUCUAUUUGUGUCUGAGGUUAUUGACACCGUUCACAAGUUGUCGAAUCAAUACAAUUACAAAACUCGAGAGAUAAUGGUCUUCUUAAAUGAUUUGCAUAAAAACGACUUCAACAAUCUUUUUAAUGCACUCCCUUCAUUCUAUGACAAGUUAAAGGAGAAACAUGGAUAUGAAUUUAGUCAAAAGUGCUUCAUCUCCGGGGUGCCAUCAUCAUUUUAUGAGAGGUUGUUACCAAGCAAAAGUUUGCACUUUGUAUACUCUUCUUAUAGUCUUCAUUGGCUCUCUCAGGUACCAAGAAAUCUAGACAACAAAGGACAUAUCUAUGUGGCCAAAACAUGUCAUUCUGAUGUGGUAGAUGCAUACAAGAAUCAAUUUUACAAAGACUUCUACUCUUUUCUAGUUCACAGGUCUCAUGAAAUUAUACCUAAGGGUAGAAUGGUCCUUACAUUGAUCGGUAGGAGCAUUCCUGACCCAUCUUCCAAUGAUUGUUGCUGCAUUUUGGAACUUUUAGCCCAAUCACUUCUUGACCUGGUUUCUCAGGGACUUAUUAGAAAAGAAGAUGUUGAUUCAUUCAAUAUGCCUGUAUAUCACCCUUAUAAAGAUGAAGUGAAGACAAUCAUUCAAAAGGAGAAUUCAUUUGAUCUUGAAAAGUUCGAGAUUUUCGAGUGUAAUUGGGAUCCGGAUGAUCAAGACUAUGGCUACACUGAUAAGUUUGACAAAAAAAGAAGUGGAAGAAAUGUAGCAAAUUGCAUAAGAUCAAUUACAGAGCCAAUGAUGAAAAUUCAUUUCGGAGAGCUUGUCUUGGACAACGUGUUCGAGAGAUACGAAAAACGUGUAGCUAAUCAUCUGGAAAAUGAGAAGACAAAGUACAUAAAUCUCACUAUAUGUUUGAAGAAGAAAUGA
Molecule: messenger RNA, 1089 nt
Organism: Impatiens glandulifera
Lineage: Eukaryota; Viridiplantae; Streptophyta; Magnoliopsida; Ericales; Balsaminaceae
Product: probable jasmonic acid carboxyl methyltransferase 2
Exons: 4
Coding region: 1-1089 (362 amino acids)
Biological process (GO): methylation
Molecular function (GO): S-adenosylmethionine-dependent methyltransferase activity
Source: RefSeq, a predicted model, not a curated record